AUGAUGGAUGGCGAGUAUUUGGAUGCAGAGGAAUUAGCGUUUGAUUUACAACAAAAAUAUCCUGAAUAUAGCAGACGUAAGUUUCGUGAUUUCGUUAAAACGGUUCAGUUGGGAAUGGACAAAGUCGGAGAUGAAGGUGGUGGUGUGAAUAAGGAGGUUAAAGGAAAUCCGGAGAGUGCAGCAGAGGACAUAUCAAAUGAAAGAAAAAGAAAAUUAUUAGCAUCGUCGGAGACUGAACCAAUUGUAACCAUUGACGAUGACGAUUCAGAUACUUGCGAUCCAAAUGCAGAUAAAUAUGUUCAUUACCCAGACGCGAACAUGGCGAACAAAACAUUGAUGAAGCUGUACGUAACGAACAAAAAUGAUGAUACACCUGAUAGACCUCUGCAAAAAAUGUCAAAAACUUCCAAGCAAAAAAGUAUGAAACACAAAAGUAUUCAUAAAGCAACAAUUGAUUCGAAAUUGUUUGGCGGCGGUGAGACGUCGUCAUUGAACAUUGAACCACAAAAAUCAUCGGUUACAUUUGCGGAUAUUGGAGGUUGUGAAUCGCAAUUCCUUGAUGUGUGUCGUCUUUCGAUGCAUCUCAAACAUUCGGAGAUUCAUGAAAGACUCGGCGUGCAACCACCAAGAGGAUUUCUUCUGCACGGUCCACCUGGAUGNAUUCGGAGAUUCAUGAAAGACUCGGCGUGCAACCACCAAGAGGAUUUCUUCUGCACGGUCCACCUGGAUGCGGGAAAACGUUAUUUGCACAUGCUGUUGCCGGAGUUCGAACUGAAUCUACCGUUACUAAAGAUAGCAUCGACUGAAUUAAUAUCUGGAAUAUCGGGUGAGUCAGAGUCGAAGUUGCGAGAGUUAUUCAUGAAAGCGCAAGAAUCAGCACCGUGCAUAUUGUUGAUUGACGAGAUUGAUGUUAUCGCUCAAAAACGUGAUAGUACACAUCGUGAGAUGGAAAAACGAAUCGUUUCACAGUUAAUUAUCUGUCUUGAUGGCACAACAAAUCGACCGGAAAGCAUCGAUGCAUCACUGCGAAGGGCUGGUCGAUUCGAUAAGGAGAUUGCGAUUGGUAUACCGGAUGAAAGAGCGCGCAUUAAGAUACUUGAAAUUGUAUGCAGCGGUAUUCGCUUGGAUGAAAGUGUGCAAAUGCAUAAUCUAGCACGACUAACUCCAGGCUAUGUGGGUGCUGAUUUGAAGGCGCUUGCUAGAGAAGCAUCAAUGUGUGCUGUGAACAGGGUUUUUGAAACAGUCGCACGUUCCUCUCAAAGACCGGGAAGGCUGAAUAUCGAGGAGACGAAUGAGGAAUUGACAAAGUUGUUGGAAUGGUUGAAAUCAGAUCAAAUUUUGGAUGAUAGUAAAAUAACGAAUUUAUUCGUGCAGUUGGACGACUUCAAGAAAGCGUUAACCAUAGUGCAUCCAUCAGCAAAACGUGAAGGAUUUGUAACAGUACCGGAUGUUUCGUGGCAAGACAUUGGCGCACUGAACGAAGUUCGAGAGGAAUUGAAAUGGAGCAUUUUG
Messenger RNA from Anisakis simplex (herring worm), 1512 nucleotides. NCBI's taxonomy places the organism in Eukaryota, Metazoa, Nematoda, Chromadorea, Rhabditida, Anisakidae. The record is from the annotation of a GenBank genome assembly.